UGGAAAGAAAAGAGAAAAAAUGAGAACAUUAAGUGGAGAACAUUGGAGCACAAGGGCCCAUGUUUCGCUCCCCCCUACCAAUGCCUCCCUCGCAACGUGCGUUUCUACUACGACAAAAUUGCCACGAAGUUGUCGUUGGAGGCAGAAGAGGCUGCUGGUUUCUAUGCGGCCCUACAAAACAGCAGAAAAACAUCUGCAACCUUUGACAGGAACUUCUUCGCUGAUUGGAAAAGUACCAUGAGGAACAAUGAACGUUGCCUCAUAAGAAACUUUAAUAAAUGUAAUUUCAAAGAAUUAGAAAAUCACUUCAAAAGAAUUUCAGACGCAAAGAAACAAAAGACUAGAGAAGAAAAACAAGCUUUAAAGAAAGCUAACGAAAAAUUACAAAAGACAUAUGGCUACUGUGUUGUGGAUGGUCAUAAACAAAAAAUUGGAAACUUUCGUGUGGAGCCACCUGGUUUGUUUGUCGGCAGGGGCGACCACCCGAAACAAGGAAUGCUGAAAAGAAGGGUUCAGCCAGAAGAUGUCACCAUUAACUGCAGCCUGGGCCCAAAGAUUCCCAAGCCACCAACAGGCCACAAGUGGAAAGAAGUUAUGAACAACAACACGGUUACCUGGCUGGCCUGCUGGACGGAGAACAUCUUCAGAACGAAAAAGUACAUCAUGCUCAAUCCUGCGUCGAAACUGAAAAGUCAGAAGGACUGGCAGAAGUACGAAACCUCCCGCAAGCUGCACAAGUGCCUCGACGACAUUAGGUCCAACUACAAAAAGGACUUCAAAUCGAAUGAGAUGUGUUUUAGACAGAGGGCUGUUGCACUCUAUUUUAUCGAUCAACUAGCUCUCAGAGUGGGCAACGAGAAAGAUAAGGAGACGGCCGACACUGUGGGAUGUUGUUCGUUGAGAGUUGAACACGUCAAACUGCACAACACUCUCAAUGGCAAGAGGAAUGUCGUCGAGUUUGAUUUUCUCGGAAAGGAUUGUAUAAGAUACACCAAUAGAGUACCUGUAAUUAAGAUGGUCUUUGAUAACCUUAAGUUGUUCAUGAGAAAAAAGUGUCAUGGCUCUGAACUGUUCGACUGUCUUGAUGCAAAUAUGUUGAACAAACAUUUGCAAAGCAUUAUGGAUGGUCUGACGGCAAAGGUCUUCAGGACGUUCCAUGCAUCGAGAACAUUACAAGAGAAGUUGGAUCUAUUAACUGUUGAAAAAGACAGUCUGCAUGCUAAACUCUUCAAGUACAACAAAGCCAACCGCGACGCCGCCCUUCUCUGCAAUCACCAGAGAGCUGUUCCGAAGAACUUUGAAAAGCAGAUUGAAAAUUUAAGAUCAAAGGUAAUUAUCAGCCAAGCUUUUUCAGUUAGUAUAUUAAACGAAAUUUCUUAUCAACAUUCUAUCUUAGUAAUGAAGAAAGAAGCGACUUGCAACAAACUGAAGGAACAUGUUACGAAGUUGCAGCUGCAGUUGAAAGAUAAGUUAGAAAAUCGAGAAAUAGCCCUGGGAACCUCAAAGCUGAACUACCUGGAUCCAAGGAUCAGUGUUGCUUGGUUGUGCAAACGAUGGCAGGUGCCGAUUGGAAAGAUUUACAACAAGAGUCUGCAGGAGAGAUUCGCGUGGGCUAUCGACACGACGAAAGCAAAUUUUCAUUAUUAA
Messenger RNA from Helobdella robusta, 1647 nucleotides. RefSeq lists its product as hypothetical. The annotation marks the transcript as partial. Lineage: Eukaryota; Metazoa; Annelida; Clitellata; Rhynchobdellida; Glossiphoniidae. The record is from RefSeq and is a predicted model, not a curated record. Gene Ontology annotation, cellular component: nucleolus; chromosome. Gene Ontology annotation, biological process: DNA topological change; DNA replication; chromosome segregation. The transcript has 14 exons. Gene Ontology annotation, molecular function: DNA binding; DNA topoisomerase type I (single strand cut, ATP-independent) activity.